Messenger RNA from Lacerta agilis (Sand lizard), 1845 nucleotides. RefSeq names its product methionine adenosyltransferase 1A (gene MAT1A). Gene Ontology annotation, molecular function: ATP binding; methionine adenosyltransferase activity. The transcript has 9 exons. The record is from RefSeq and is a predicted model, not a curated record. Bases 293 to 1489 code for a protein of 398 amino acids. Gene Ontology annotation, cellular component: cytosol. Lineage: Eukaryota; Metazoa; Chordata; Lepidosauria; Squamata; Lacertidae. Gene Ontology annotation, biological process: S-adenosylmethionine biosynthetic process.
UUCGCUUUUCCAUAUAUUUGGAGGCGGGAGGAGGUGACAGCUCCAGCCAGAGGGAGACCCGCCGUUUCCGUCGCGUGUGCGUCUCCGGCGCGCACUCGGGGAGCCUGCGCUUUACGCACUCGGGGAGGUGUAAUCCGAAGCCGCCGGUUUAAAUAAAGCGCAGCCUUGCUGCCUUUUUCCAAGGGAGAGGUUGUCAACGUCUGAUCUCUGGCGCUGCUCUUCUCCGAGGAGAUUUCUUCUUCCCUACGCAGAGGAAAGCGUUAACAGGAAGGAGGGAGAAUAGAGAGCAAAAAUGAUGAAUGGGACGCUGGAUAGCCUGUGCGACCACACACUGAAUGAAGACGAAGGGACGUUCAUGUUUACAUCGGAAUCUGUAGGGGAAGGACACCCAGAUAAGAUAUGCGACCAGAUCAGCGAUGCCGUGCUUGAUGCCCACCUGAAGCAAGAUCCCAACGCCAAGGUUGCUUGUGAGAGUGUGUGUAAAACAGGGAUGGUGCUGCUCUGCGGGGAGAUCACAUCCAGAGCGGUCGUGGAUUACCAGCAGAUCGUCCGAGACACAAUUAUGAACAUAGGCUAUGAUGAUUCAGCUAAAGGCUUUGACUACAAGACUUGUAAUGUUCUUGUUGCAUUGGAGCAACAGUCGCCCGAUAUCGCCCAGGGCGUACAUCUGCACAGGUCGGAGGAAGAGGUUGGCGCUGGGGACCAGGGCCUGAUGUUUGGCUAUGCCACCGACGAGACAGAAGAAUGUAUGCCCCUCACCAUCAUGCUUGCUCACAAACUGAAUGCCAAAAUGGCCGAGCUGAGGCGCAACGGGGUCCUCCCUUGGCUUAGGCCGGACUCCAAAACCCAGAUCACGGUUCAGUACGUCCAGAAAGAUGGUGUCGUCAUCCCAGUGCGUGUCCACACCAUUGUCAUCUCAGUGCAACACGACGAGACCAUCUCUUUGGAGGCCAUGCGCAAGGCCCUCCAGGAGCAUGUCAUCAAGGCUGUGGUUCCACCCAGAUACUUAGAUGACAAUACAGUCUACCAUCUUCAGCCCAGUGGCCGGUUUGUUAUUGGAGGACCGCAGGGGGACGCUGGAGUUACUGGACGGAAGAUCAUUGUGGAUACUUACGGCGGAUGGGGAGCCCAUGGGGGUGGGGCUUUUUCGGGCAAAGACUACACCAAGGUGGAUCGGUCAGCAGCAUACGCAGCCCGGUGGGUUGCCAAAUCCUUGGUAAAAGCUGGGCUUUGCCGCCGUGUCCUGGUCCAGGUUGCCUACGCCAUUGGCGUGGCUGAGCCACUCUCCAUCUCGCUGUUCACUUAUGGUACCUCCACAAAGCCCGAACAAGAGCUGCUAAACAUCGUACACCAGAAUUUCGACCUCCGGCCAGGCGCUAUCGUGAAGGAUCUGGAUUUGAAGAAGCCCAUCUAUCAGAGGACCGCCUGUUACGGCCACUUUGGGAGAAGCGAAUUCUCUUGGGAAGUACCUAAGAAACUGGCCUUUUAACAACCACGGUCCCGACCCCUGAGCUUAAGGGGAGAGGACUCUGUUACGAAAGGUGCUUCCACUGACCAUCCUCGAAAAUAGAGAAAAAGUUGUUUUCAUGGAAAUCGACGACGCUGUUUGUACUCUCGACAUCUCACCACACGCACAUACAAAAGAUGUUUCCUAUUGCUGCUAUUUUUGUUUCGUUCCACUUAGAAAAGGCGCAACAUAGGACUUGGGCCCACAAUCAAAACGGUGGAAUACCAGCCUUCAGCCCGACUUCUCUCCGUUCUUGUGUUCAAAUGGGAGGAAAAGAUUCCCUCAGGUUCCAUAAGCUUCCUUACUACAACUGGACAAUUAGAAAUUAUGGGGUCUAA